Messenger RNA from Bombyx mori (domestic silkworm), 818 nucleotides. RefSeq names its product ribosomal protein S6 (gene RpS6). Gene Ontology annotation, molecular function: structural constituent of ribosome. Gene Ontology annotation, biological process: translation. The record is from RefSeq and is marked provisional. Gene Ontology annotation, cellular component: ribosome. Lineage: Eukaryota; Metazoa; Arthropoda; Insecta; Lepidoptera; Bombycidae.
UCGACGGGAUUGACCGCAGUCAUGAAGUUAAACGUUUCGUACCCGGCAACGGGAUGCCAGAAGUUGUUCGAAGUGGUGGACGAGCACAAGCUUCGUAUCUUUUACGAAAAGCGCAUGGGCGCCGAAGUAGAGGCUGAUCAGUUAGGCGAUGAAUGGAAGGGCUAUGUACUUCGUGUCGCUGGCGGCAACGACAAGCAAGGAUUCCCGAUGAAACAGGGCGUCCUGACAAACAGCCGUGUUCGUCUUCUGAUGUCAAAGGGCCACUCAUGUUACAGACCGCGCCGCGAUGGAGAGAGAAAACGUAAAUCAGUUCGUGGAUGUAUUGUUGACGCCAAUCUCUCGGUCUUGGCUCUUGUUAUUGUGCGCAAGGGUGCCCAGGAAAUUCCUGGAUUGACUGAUGGAAAUGUACCCCGCCGUCUAGGUCCCAAACGUGCUUCCAAAAUCCGUAAGCUGUUCAACCUUAGCAAAGAAGAUGAUGUACGUCGUUAUGUCGUCAAACGCGUGCUCCCAGCCAAGGAAGGAAAAGAAAAUGCUAAACCCAGACAUAAGGCACCUAAGAUCCAGAGGCUAGUCACCCCUGUAGUUCUGCAGCGUAGACGUCAUCGUCUCGCUCUGAAGAAGAAGCGUCUCGCUAAGCGCAAGUCCUCUGAGGCUGAAUAUGCUAAAUUGCUUGCACAGAGAAAGAAGGAAUCCAAGGUGCGUCGCCAGGAAGAGAUCAAACGCAGGCGGUCAGCUUCAAUGCGUGAUUCCAAGAGCUCUAGCCAGAGUGCUCCGCAAAAGUGAUCUACUGUAUUUUAAAUAAAAAAUAUAAAACGUUA